AUGAACAUCAUGGAUGCUUUCAGUACAUGGUCUGACUAGCGGGGGUUCCGAGAGUCGGACACCCCGGUAAACUGCAGCUUCAUCCUGCAUCAGUGUGGCCAUGGCCUAGGCUUUGUUUUAUGUACUUGAUGAGAAAGUCUCUUUCACGGUCAGUUAUAGAAAAUAUAUAGACAUUUUUUUGUAUUUUUUUUUUUUUUUACAUUUUGUUUGUCCAGGAUGGAUGUCUAAACUCAAGACUGCUGGAUAUGAUGUUUUCCUACUGUCAAAAGUGAUCUGUUUCCUCUUAUAACGUGGAUUAAAUACUGACAGGUCUGGAAUGCCAAAGGAACAGGGGCAUUUUGGGGAGCGGGUCGCCCGAAACGCCUCAAAGAAUGCAAAGGAUAAGAGUAACAGUGCCACCCUGCGGGCAUCCCAGGGUGGAAACCACAAAGAGCAAUCUGGAAUGGGUGACAUGAGCAACCGCAUACUGCGCCGUGACUCAGAGAAAGACUCUGAAAAAGACUCAGGGUACUCAGAGGCUGGCUCAGACUCUGUCCACACGGAUGUAGACGACCAGCGCAGCAGUGUGAGUGAACCUCACAGGGAGAGCAGCAAAAACUUCAACAACAACAGUGUGAAUGCUGCAGGCCACAACAUGCCUCCUUAUGGGGACCUCACCCCCAUAUACGUCAUCAAAAACCUGGUGGUCAAGCCGUCUAGACCAGAACAGCUUCUGCAUGGCCCCUUGGCAUGGAGCGGGGAUUGGCACAGCCUUACCACUGCCAAAGCACCCACCCAGCUCUUACUGAUCCAACAGCCAGCAAUACCUGCAUCUUCCUCGUCCACCCCAACCUCUUCAUCCAGUCUAUCAGCACCACAUGGUCAAGCUAAGAAAGGAGGCAGCCGCAGCAACGUGAACCACAGCAGCAAGAACUCAUACCUGCCCAUACUGAAUUCUUACCCACGGAUUGCCCCCCAUCCCAGGAAGGAGAGUCAUGAGGGCAAGGGUGCCAAAUGGGUGGAGGGGGUCAAGGAAAGUGGCAGUGAAGGCCACAGUCAGAGCAAGAGAGUGUGCACUGAAGAAGAGAAGAGGGAGGCUGUAUCUACCACCAACCACCUCCUCAAUCCCCAACAGCAACACCUGAAAGAGGGUAGGGUCCAUUCCCAUUCCCAGUGUAAAGGCAGAGGGGGCCACAGCCCUUCCCCAAGCUCAUCUCACUACCUGCUGCCCAGCUCCACCACCCAUCCUAAAUCCCACCAUUGCCAGCAAAGCUCGGGCUCUGACAGUGUGAGUUCACCCUCCGUCUCCAGCUCCCAGACACCCUCGCCACCUUCUUCUUCUGACUCCCCCUCAUCCUCCUCUCCCCCCUCAUCUUCUCCCUCCUCUUCUACAAUGCACAGCCCCUACCACUUGGCCCCAGACAGCUCGUCCACCCGCCACCGCCGUUUCUUCAACACAGCUGAGAUCUUGAACCAGUCAGGCCUGCUGGCCAUCACGCUACGCACCAAGGAACUGCUGAAGCAGAAUGCGGCCACCGAGAGAGAAAUCGCCCAGCUCCGUCAGCACACCCAGCUCCUGUGCCAGGCAGUCCAGUCCAGCCAGAACAGGGGCAACGAAGAUUCAGACAGCAUCAACAAACUUCUUCAGGCCAUGAGCGAGUCGGGCUCCUACCCAACUCUACACUUCAAUCAAGCGAAAGAGCUCAGCUGCAGCCACCAGCAGAGUGAGACUAGAGGUGAGGAAGACAAAGAGAAGGACAACGACAUGAGAAGCAGUAAGACACACAGCAACCCACUACAGAACCUGAUGUCGUUCUACAACAUAGAUGAUGGAACAUCACCACCCUCUCCACUGUUUGCCCCCUCACCAGAAACUAAAGAGACAGAGUAUGCUGACUGUCUGCUGGACUCCAUGUCCACCUCUGUUCCUUUUUCCCGGUCUGUCCCUGAGCAGGGACAUAGACAAGCAGUCAUGGAUAAGAAUUUACAUGAUUUCAUGUUGCCAGAGAGCUCUACGCACAAUAACUAUCACCUCUAGCUUCCUGUGGAGAAGGACAUGGAUGUAUAAUGACUAGCAGAGUAACGUGGACAUGGUAAUGAAUAUAAAGGUGUUGAAAUGAUUAACACACAUGAUUUACAGUUCAAUACGGUUAAUAUAUUUUCCUACUUUUAAGUCAGGGAUUUUCUAAAUCCAAGUGUCCAUUUUUCAGCGAUAUGUGUUGCCUUCUGUGGAUGAGCCUGUCAUUCAGGUGGCCACAUACACAGUCAGUGUAUGGACAUCCAAUAUGUCCAAUAUGUGACAUACAUCAAAUGAUAAAGGCAGCAAAGGCAGCCAGACAACUGACAUCUGUUUACAGGCAGAACAUAUGUUGUUUCCACCUCUCAGGUCUGUGGUGCAUAUUCCCAGAAUUAUAGGCUGAUAACCGGCUAAGUUAUUAAGUGUUUUCUCCAAGAGUUUGACCGAUAAAAAGAUCAGUUCACACAAGCUUUCAGUGAGUGGCUUAUUAUAGGGUUAGUUUUAAAACUCGGAGCCAAACUGACUCUAGAUUCUUCCUUUUAAAACCAUAAGCUGCCCAGAGUGCAAAACUCCACGCCCUCAGAAUACAGACAGCAAUUACUAUUUGUUACUCAACAUACAGAAUCAAUGCAACGUCAAUGUUUGUUUGCAAGAAUUUGUCCUUGUUUUACAGUAACAACAGUACCAAGGUGGGCAAUAUGGCCUCAUAUCUAAUUAAAAACAUGACCACAUUUUUUCCCCUUUUAAUUAUUGUCAGUAUUGUUGCAGUAUAUUAAGAAUAAUUUACUGUAAAGUAUAAAGUGGUUAAUGUUAAAUGCUUUAAGAACAGUCGCAGUCAUCAUUUUCUAAAUGUGUGAUAUUAUGAGAUUUUGAGGCCAAAAUUAGUGGUAUGGAAUUUUCUGUACAAGAGUUUUUCACAUUGAAACUUGAGCCAAAGGCAAUUCAAUGAAAUUCUGGGAUUAAUGGAUAUGGAGUGAUACAGAUUAUGUAACACACCCUCUGGCAGUUUCAGCUCUUAUACACUAGAUAUGGUCAGUUGAUUGCAUUUAAAUUCACAAACUGGCAGUCGAAAAUGUGAUUGUUCUUCAUGCUAGUUUUGACUGAGUUUAUGAUACAUAUUAAUAGUCACAUGAAAUGAUGUGUAUGUUCACAGUCUGAGUACACAGAUAAUUAUCCAUCUGACCUCCAUGUGUGGCUUUUUGAGAUUUGGCUGAAUUGGAAUAACCUGUUCUAUCAACAAACAUGGUUUCUGUCAUACCUAAAUAAAUACUGUGGGUGCAUCCUAUAAUCAUCUGGUACAGACAAACUGACCAUCUGUACUUGGUCAAGACCACUUGCUAUGGAUAUCCUGUCCUACAGAACUGUGUAUGUUGACAUCGCACACUGUAGUUUUACUCCAAGGAUGACUGAAUGACAUUUCUACUGAUAAUCAUAUUCCAGUAGAUGUAUGGUCUUACUUGGAAGUGCAUUAUGUGGAUUAUUUGCUUUUGUUUUUUUUUUCCUCAGUCAUGUUUGAAUGUCUGAAGAGUGCAUGGAGGUGUGUGAGUGUUUGUAAGUGAGUGUGUACAGAUUUUUGAUGCAAUAGCCUGUAAACAUGCAUUUGCUUUCCAAGCUUUCAUUAUAGAUUUAAUCAAUUAUGUAUAUUGUAGAUUGGUUGUAGAUGUGGGCCACUGAUCUUAAAUACUGUCAAGUAUAAUCAGGCAUAUGGCAAAACAAAUGGACUGUCUCCACAUGCUCUCAGACAAAACCUUAAACAAUAAAUAUAGUCUGACUCA
Molecule: messenger RNA, 3771 nt
Organism: Scomber japonicus (chub mackerel)
Lineage: Eukaryota; Metazoa; Chordata; Actinopteri; Scombriformes; Scombridae
Product: CLOCK-interacting pacemaker-like
Exons: 4
Coding region: 317-2017 (566 amino acids)
Biological process (GO): negative regulation of circadian rhythm; negative regulation of DNA-templated transcription
Cellular component (GO): nucleus
Source: RefSeq, a predicted model, not a curated record